GGGGUAUCCCUGUAUUAGUGGAGGGCCCAGCAACUUUUUAUUACUAUAGCUGCUGGCGCCGCGUGCCGCGUACGUCCACUUCCUUGCUAUGCUGUUCUGCUGCUGGCCGAUAUCUUAGCGUGGCAGCUAGACGCCAAAACCUAUUAUUAAAGGCUUCAGGAUUUAUUUUGCAAGAAUGGCACUAAAGAGAGGCCCGAAGUGUGGGUAUGCCGGGACAUCCUGUCGCAACAGCGCAGCAGACGCCAAUCGCUGCCCGUGGGCCGCUCUGUUGCGUGCUACGAUAGCAGCCGCAUUGCUCUGCUCUGCAAACGGCGCUCCUUCGGUCCUACUCUACAACAACACGCAAGUGGUUUCUGGCCUUGACCAAAUUACCACCGUUGCAAAGAUAAUUCAGGACCAAACACAGCCGUCGAAGCUUUCCAAGACAUCCUCACAGCCCAUCUCGGCACGAAUGGCAGACUACAGUGCGUACGUCAUCCCAGCUAGCGGUAGUGCAUCCUACCUAUCUGCUGAGCGCACGGAUAUAAACAUGUGGAAGCCAACGCAGCUCGCUGAUUGGGUCCGGUCUGGCGGCAGCCUAAUUCUUCUUGAUGGCUCUAAUGGCGGAAAGGUCAACACCUUCACGAAGCUCCUCGACACGUUGCUUGGAGGCUACGGUGUCGCACAUUGCUCUGGUUAUACCUUCACGAAACGCGAGCAGCUGUUCUGCCGUACGACGGACAUCCAGGGCCCCUUGGGCGAGCUGCGUAGCUCAAUAACGGUGAUACUAGAUCAAGGCAUAUCCGGCAUGCAAUGCAACGGCAUGACCCCCGGCUCACCCAUCUACAGCACCCUUGCCAGCGGCACGUCAGCCAAUGAGGUCUCCGUCGCUCGAAUGUGGACCCUGGGCCGAGGCAGCAUCUUCUGGAUCGGUUUCUCCUUCCAGAAUUCCAACUUUAAAGCCUUCCAGAGCCUCCUAGCGGUCGCGGUGUCGCUCUCCCAGCUGCCGUACCUGCCCCCGCCGCCUAUCAAGGUGCCGCCUGCCCCGCCUCCGUCGCCGCCCUCGCCGCCACCGCCGCCGCCUCCAUCGCCGCCACCACCAAUGCCAAGUCCGCUGCCGCCGUCUCCCAGGCUGUCGCCGCCGCCUCCCCCUCGCCCGUCACCGCCUCCGCCGCCGUCGCCUCGGGCGGUGUCUCCCUCCCCGCCGUCCCCGCGCCCCUCACCAAUGCCGCCGUCCCCGCCGCCGCCAUCUCCGCUACCGCCUCUGCCGUCGCCGCCGCCGUUGUCCCCGCCGCCGUCCCCUCACCGGCCACCGCCGCCGCCGCCAUCACCCUCGCCACGGUCUGUGUCUCCAUCCCCGCCGCCGCCAAUUGUGCAGCGCUCCCCGCUGCCUCCACCACCCUCUCCGCCGCCCCCGUCGCCGCCCCCAUCUCCUCCGCCCCCAUCCCCACCCCCCUCUCCGCCCCCGCCGUCACCCUCCCCACGGCCGCCGCAGCCCUCACCACCUCUGUCAUCGACGCCCUCACCAGCCCCACCCGUCAAGUCACCUCCGCCAUCCACAUCGCCUUCCCCUUCCCCACCCCCACCUCCCUCUCCUCGGCUGUCGCCGCCUCCGCCUCCGCCCACCUCAAACAGCCCGCGGCCUCCCUCACCCAAGCCUCCGGGUGCCCAGCAGCCUCCUCCGCCAACCUCCUCCCUCCGAUCUUCCCCGCCCGUAUCCUCCAAACCCCCGCCCCGCGCCAAGCCCCCACCACCUGAGUUGGCUCCGCCGCCUGCAGACGACGCCACCCUUCCCCCUUACCACACCUUCCCGCCUCCUCUGGAGGAAUUCGCACCGCCUCCCCCCAAGAAGAAAACCACGGGUCGUUAGAGGGGGCACAUGGUUAGAGAGAUGAACAGAGGGUGCCUGCUGGCUAGAGAAGAAAGCCCACGUACGUACGAACGUACGUACGGCGGCUGCAACAGCUCGCUCGUUCGAUGCGAGGCUAGCUAGCUUUAUUUUAGGAGCGGAGGGUGGUGGAGAGGAGAGAGUGAGGGAAGAAUAGUCAUGCCUGCCAGCGGGGAGCGAGUGUAUGUUUUCCAACCUUCCUUGCUGGUGUACUUACAGCGGAGGUGGUCGGAACUGAUCUGUCGUACUGUUGGGAAGUACUUCCUACUCGUUGGGGGUAGUGUCUCUCUUUCUUUUUGCUCGUUGGCAUAGUAUUUCUUUGUUCUUUGUCGCUGGAUGCCUAGAUAACUUGGGGGUCACGGCACACAUGCACAAUGGCAGUAUCUCUUUCCGUACAGUGCGUGACGAUCUAUCUUGGACGGAAUUACAUGAAGCCUUAAGUACGACAUGUGAGGUAGGGUUCUCUGCAAAGAGUCAGCUGACUGAUAUCGACCGCUGUCUUGCUUGUCAAUACAAAGCGGCGUUGCUAUAACAGGCAACGCCUUCCACUGACCGCCUCACUAGACUGUUUUUCGGAGGUGUUUUUAACUUUCACUAGCAUUUAUCGAUUUAUGGACAAAGACAGAGGAUAUCAGCGUGUGGGCGUAACCGGGACACUUUCAGGCUGCUGUAACAAGACACUGUGUUCGGAUGGAAAGUUGUUGUAACUGCUCCUUGUUAUAGGAACAGGAUUGUGGGCAAGGCCACGUGAACAACCCUUCGGCGUGAAGUGAUAGUUGUGAUCAUGUGUGCAGAUGUCUGUUGAACCGGGCCGGAGCUCCGACAAGACUGUACGACUGUCGUCGGAGGUGCGGUGCUGGUGGAUGGCUUCGGGUAGGAAGGGG
Messenger RNA from Astrephomene gubernaculifera, 2751 nucleotides. Lineage: Eukaryota; Viridiplantae; Chlorophyta; Chlorophyceae; Chlamydomonadales; Astrephomenaceae. The record is from the annotation of a GenBank genome assembly.